GCUGCAGAGCACCGGAGCUGUCCCCGCUGUCUCCCCAGCACUGAUCCACGCAGCACUGAUCCACGCAGCUGUAGUGAGUGGAUCGUGAUCGUGAGUGGAUCUCUCCUCCAGGACCUCCAGCUUCUCCCCAGGACCGUGCGCGCCCUGCGCGGACAUGACCAUGAGCGGGACCAUCCUUCCCUCCAUCUCCACGUUCGCGCACCUCAGGGACGCCUGCUGGGAACACCGCUGGAAGGGCGCGGUGGGAAGCCUGCUGGACCUGGACCACGGCUGCGUGGACCACAAGGACGACGAGGACCUGGACAAGUUCCUGGACUUUGACUUCAUCCUGGCCAACAGCAGCGGCACCGCCGGCGUGACCCCCACCGGGACCGCCGGCGCGGCCCCCGCCGAGGCGGCAGCGCCAGCCUUCAGGCCGCAGGGCUACCAGCCGGCGGCGGGCUUCGGGCCGGACGUGGAUGCCUGCGCUCCCCCUCCGCCCUACAGCAGCCUGAUGGCGGAGCUGCUGCGCCCCGAUGCAGACGGCUUCAGCCCCCCCGGCCCCGUCCCCGGGGGCCCCGGGGUCCAGGGCCGCUUCCUCAUCAGCUCCGCGCCCUUCGCCCCUCAGGACUUAUUCUCGGAGCACCUGAGCAUCAAGGUGGAGCCCCCCUCCGCGGAGGGGUACGGCGGCGUCGGGGCCCCCCCCAGCGGCGUGAGCAUCAAGCAGGAGGGAGGCGGGUGCUGCAUGUCCCCCCCGGAGCAGCCGGGGUCCCCCCCCCAGGGCCCCGGCAGCCUGACCCCCCCCCUCAGCCCCACGACCUGCUGUGCCCCACGCCGCUCAGCUUCCCCCAGGGCUUCCACUGCCGCCCCCCCCUUCCCCCAGCAGCUGCCCUUCGGGGGCCCCCACCAGUUCCCCACGGCCCCGGGGCCCGGGGGGCAGCGGGGGCUGCUGACCCCCCCGUCCUCCCCCCUGGACCUGCUGGACUCCAGGCCCCGCCGGGGCCGCCGGUCCUGGCCCCGCAAGAGAACGGCCACCCACACCUGCAGCUUCAGCGGCUGCGGCAAGACCUACACCAAGAGCUCUCACCUGAAGGCCCACCUGAGGACGCACACAGGGGAGAAGCCGUACCACUGCAGCUGGGAGGGCUGCGGCUGGAAGUUCGCCCGCUCCGACGAGCUCACGCGCCACUUCCGCAAGCACACGGGCCACCGGCCGUUCCAGUGCCACCUGUGUGAGCGAGCCUUCUCGCGCUCCGACCACCUGGCGCUGCACAUGAAGAGGCACAUGUGAGGGGGCCGGGGGGGCCGGACAGACAAGGGCCGGACAGACAAGGGCCGCAGGAGGCCCGCGUUUGCAGCAGGAGGUUCUGCACCAACGCCUCCAAUCUGCCUCCAAUCACUGACUGAACUCCAGACCUGGGGGUCGGACGCAGCUGCACUCACGCAGAAGCAGAUAAAGGACUCAUCCCGAUCAUUAACAAUAGACGGGACAAAUGCAGAGACAAGACCGACAAGACAAAUGAUUGAAACAUCAUUUUUGAAGAGAAACGAUGAACAAAUGUGACAAAGACAGAAGAAUUCUGUCAGACUGGAGUCUUCUAACGUAGCUGGUUCUACAUUCCUGCCAUCAAUAACCUUGUUCUUCCUCUACAUAUCAGACAAACGUUUGUUUCCCGUCCAUUAGUGCCUUGGGCGUCUCAUGACCGCGCCGUCCUGUGACCUGUUCUCUGCUGGCUGAGACAGAAUCAGCUCAGAGACAACGUUUUCCUGAAAAACCGCUGGGACUGAAACAAUGAAAGUUUCCUGUUGCAUCAUCUCCGUGUGACGGGAGUUCAGACCGUCACGCCUGUAAAUAACAUGUUUAUUUUCUGUAAAUGUUUUAUUUUAUUAUUUGUAUUAAAAUAAAUGGUAACAAUG
Messenger RNA from Cololabis saira (Pacific saury), 1896 nucleotides. RefSeq names its product Krueppel-like factor 2. Lineage: Eukaryota; Metazoa; Chordata; Actinopteri; Beloniformes; Belonidae. Gene Ontology annotation, molecular function: RNA polymerase II cis-regulatory region sequence-specific DNA binding; DNA-binding transcription factor activity, RNA polymerase II-specific. Gene Ontology annotation, biological process: regulation of transcription by RNA polymerase II. The record is from RefSeq and is a predicted model, not a curated record.